Molecule: messenger RNA, 2814 nt
Organism: Clonostachys rhizophaga
Lineage: Eukaryota; Fungi; Ascomycota; Sordariomycetes; Hypocreales; Bionectriaceae
Source: the annotation of a GenBank genome assembly
AUGACAUCUACCGUGGUGUCUACCGUGACAGCCGCGGCCGCGACCUCGGCUCCGGCGCCAGCCCCCUCGACAGACAACCCCAAGCCGAGAUCCCAAACAAAGACCAGGAAGAGGGCCUCCAAGGCCUGCCUCUCCUGCCGCGCCAGAAAAGUCCGCUGCGAUGUGUCGCAACGAGGACGCCCGUGCAUGAACUGCUACCUGGAUAGCGAGACCUGUGUUGUUACCGGACGAGCCUCUAGAUAUCGCCGUCCACGCGAGUCCGGUGAGGAUGUCGAGGCCUCGUAUCCUCCGUACCCCCCUUCCGUCAAUGCCGAUAGUCGUUCUGCUGAGGAUGUCGUCAAGUCGAGACAAGAUGAGACCACUGACUACGCGAUGGCUUCUGCGAUCGACCAACGACCGGUCCAUCACUCCAAUACAGAAUUGAACUCUGGGAACCACAACCAUGUGUGUUCAAAUCCUGGCGCAGAUGAGAAUCUCAGUCUGCCGACCACAAACUUGAAAGUACCCGCUCAAACAAGUCAAAUGCCAGAUCCUCAAGCUCGGAAUAAUGGUGGUGGCAUACUCUCCAACGCCAACUUCAGCUCAACAUCCCAUUGCUUCGCAGAUGACUCCCAGGGGAUGACCUCGGACAUUGUCUACUCAUACUAUCCCUUCAUCUCGGCCAGCAACAUUGCCAACAUCCCACCGCAAGAUGUCAACUUCCUGGAGCUCCAGGGCUGCCUGCGCGUACCGAUCCGGCCUCUCCUCGACGAGUUCCUCCAGCAAUACUUCCUGCACGUCCAUCCCAUGCUGCCUCUGGUCAACGAGGGAGACUUCUGGGACCUCUACAGCCAGAACCCAAAAGCCACAUCCCCAGACGACCGCCUGUCUCUGCUCCUCCUGCAGACCAUCCUCUUCGCCUCGUGCAACUUCGUCUCCAAGACGACCCUGAAAGCCCUCGGGUUCCCCAACAUCCGCGCAGCCCGGGCCGGCCUCUACCGCCGCGGCAAGCUCCUGUACGACCUCGAGGCCGAGUCCUCGCCGCUGGCGUCGGCGCAGGCGGCCGUCCUCCUCUCCCUCUGGGCGCCGCCCUCGACCAAGAAGCCCAACACGUCGUGGCUCAGCCUGGCCAUCCAGCACGCCAAGAGCGCCGAGGCGCACCACUACGCCUCCAUGCCGGUCUUCUCGGCCGAGACGCACCCCCUCCAGCACCGCAAGCAGAACAUCCUCAAGCGCGUGUGGUGGUGCUGCGUCAUCCGCGACCGCACGCUGGGCCUGCUGAUGCGGAGGCCCAUCCAGAUCACCCGCGAGCACUUCGACUUCGAGACGAGCCCCGUGUUGGGCUUCCCCGACCUGGUGGGCGAGUUCGGCCGCUCCCAGGUGUACAGCUCGGACACGAAGCGGUGGCUCGCCGAGAUCCUCGUCCAGCUCGUUGAGCUGUACGUCGUCCUCACAGACAUCAUCGUGCUCGUCUUCCCGCUCGACGACACGCCCGGUUGGGGCAGGGACAUGGCCCCCGAGGACGUUGACCGCAUCCGCGAGUGCAAGAUGGCCCUCCGCCGCUGGUACAAGGACGCGACGCUGCGCUUCCCCAUGUCCGGCCGCGGCCAGCAGCAGCAGCAGGCUGAAUCUCUGCCGUCAUCGCGCCGCCACGGCUCCGUUAUUCUGUACACCAACCUCAUGUACAUGUACUACCACUCGACCCGCGUCGUCCUCUGCCACCACGAGAUCCUCCACCUGGCCAUCAUCCAGGCCAUGCCGCGCAAGGAGGGCGGCAGCAACAUCACCCGCGACCUGUCCAUCAUCUACGAGAACCGCCACGAGCUGCAGGACGCCGCCUCGGGCGUCACCGAGUGCCUCAAGGAGCUCGUCCAGCUCAAGCUCGCCCGCUGGCUGCCCAUCUCCGCCGUCGCCUGCACCGCCCUGCCCCUCGUGCUCAACAUCCUCGACGUCAAGCUGUCCAGCCGCCAGCAGCAGCAGCAACAGCAAGCAGGAGGAGGAGGAAACCUCGACAGCAACGCCGCCGCGGCGCUCAAGCAGCACCGCCUCAACAUCCUCAUCGAGGCCAUGAAGACGUACCAGCCCCAGUACGACGGCGUCGACUGGGUGAGCGAGAUCGUCCGCCACAUCGUCAACCUCGCCCAGAUCGACGACGGGUCGGCGGGCGAGGACGGCACCGGGGCCGGCCAGCAGCAGACGAACGGCAUCACCGACUGGACCGACAUACUCGCCUCGAACCCCAGCUCGUACCUCCGGCUGGCGCUGGCCCUCGACCUGAGCCUGAGUAAAGGCCGGUUGCCCGAGGACGGGGACUUCCCCGUCAGCCUGAGGGGCCUGUUCACGGGCGGGUUCAACCCGCUCAAGGGGCUCGUGGAGGCCAACCGGGCCAACGGCAACAACGUACAGGCUGCUGCCGGCGGGAACAUGGGCGUUCACUUCCAGCAGCAGCAGCAGCAGCGGACGCUGUCCCAGGAGACAGACUCGAUGUGCUCGCCCACCGACUCGCACAUGACCACCAACUCGGACGACGCCGCCAACGAGGCGCUGCGGGACCAGGUGAGCUCGCGCAUCAGGUCCGACGCCGCGGUGAACACGGACGUGCCGCCCUCGGAGGGGAUCUGGGGCCUGGGGAGGGACCUGGGCGAGGUCCUGCCCAUGGACGACCACUCGCCUAGCUCCGGCAGCCACGAGGGCCUGUACAUCGACGGGCCCCUGCCGGACAUCUCGGCGGAGUGGCUGGAGAACCUGUGGGAUGAGAUGGGGGACAUGGAGGACAAGACGGAUAGAGACACCGCGAGGCUGUUACUAGAGGCGUUGAAGGAGGGGGAGGCGUAA